UCUGACUCGGCCUGGAUUUGAACUUCUGACUUUCCAGUCUCAGGGUAGACACUUAUCCACAAGCCCACUGAACUGGUUCUGGAGAAGAAUGCAGGGGAGUAGAUGGAGAUGUUUGGACAUGCAGAGGAGGAACCAAGAUGAUCUUGGUGAAAGGAUGCUGAUGUUGGAGACUCCAGGAAAGAGGAGAUUCAUGGAUGAAGAAGAGAAAGUUAGAUGGAGGCGACUGAAAGGGAAGAAGUGAACUUGAUUACAUUAACAUUUGGCUGUGCACCAGCGGCACAGACUCUUGUGGACUUUUUAAGAAGGUUUGAACUUUGUUUCAAUGAUUUCCACCUCAGGAAGACUGUUCUCCAUCUGCAGGUUUCAGUGAGACUUGUCUUCCACCUUCUUGGUUCUCCUGUCGGACUCAGAUCUUCAUCACAUCUGACUCACGAAAACGUGCUGGUUCUGCCUUUCAUGACGGGAACCCUUCGGCUCACAGUGGAUCUGUGGGAUAGUGGCAGAGGCAGGACCAUCGGAGGGCAGGUCUUCAGGCAGCGGGGCUCCAUGAACACAGCGGGGCAGCAGCAGGGGGGGGCGCUGCGCUCUCGUCGAGGCCUCAGGGACAGGGACCCCGGGCAGGGCGGGGGCGUGGAUGCCGCCUGCUGGAUGGCGCCUGGAGUCCUGCGCAGGCUGAUGGAGCUUCCUUCACCCCCCCUGUCCCGACACCAGCUCAAGAGACUGGAGGAGCACAGGUACAGCAGCGCCGGCCGCUCCCUCUUGGAGCCGUUGAUGCAGCGGUACUGGGAGUGGCUGGUCGGACAGGUCCCCUCCUGGAUCGCUCCCAACCUGAUCACCAUCAUCGGCUUGGUCACCAACGUCUUCACCACCCUGGUGCUGGUGUACUACUGUCCCACUGCCACUGAACAGGCUCCUCUCUGGGCGUACCUGCUGUGCGCCGUGGGUCUGUUCGUGUACCAGUCGCUGGACGCCAUCGAUGGGAAGCAGGCCAGACGCACCAACAGCAGUUCUCCUCUGGGGGAGCUGUUUGACCACGGCUGUGACUCCCUCUCCACAGUGUUUGUGGUGCUGGGAACCAGCAUAGCCGUGCAGCUGGGCACCAACCCCGACUGGAUGUUCUUCUGCUGCUUUGCGGGGAUGUUUAUGUUCUACUGCGCCCACUGGCAGACGUACGUGUCGGGAACGCUGCGCUUCGGCAUCAUCGACGUGACUGAGGUGCAGAUCUUCAUCAUCGCCAUGUAUCUGCUCGCCGCUGUGGGAGGAUCUGCGUUUUGGCAGUCGCUGAUUCCUGUCCUGAACAUCCAGAUGAAGAUGGUUCCUGCUUUCUGCACCCUGCUGGGGGCCGUCUUCUCCUGCACCAACUACUUCAGAGUCAUCUUCACUGGAGGGGUGGGCAAAAACGGAUCCACGAUAGCGGGAACCAGCGUCCUCUCCCCCGUCCUACAUAUCGGUUCGGUCAUCAUCCUGGCAGUGAUGAUUUACAAGAAAUCAGCCGUGCAGCUCUUUGAGAAACAUCCGUGUCUUUACAUCCUGGCGUUUGGCUUCGUCUCCGCCAAAAUCACCAAUAAAUUAGUUGUCGCUCACAUGACUAAAAGUGAGAUGCACCUCCACGACUUGGCCUUCCUGGGACCGGGGUUACUGUUCCUGGAUCAGUAUUUCAACAGUUUUAUUGACGAGUACCUGGUGCUCUGGGUCGCUCUGAUCCUCUCCUUCUUCGACUUGGUCCGUUACUGCGUCAGCGUCUGCAACCAGAUCGCCUGCCAUCUUCAUAUCUUUGUCUUCAAAAUCCGGCCUGUUUCCAGCUUCAGCUCCGGCCCCCACUGAGGCUUCUCCGUCCCCUCAGGUUCCCUGUGGAGCUUCGUGGAGGACUGACUGUGAGCUUCUGCUGGCCGGCAAGACGUCCACAUACUGGAAUAUUACUCUCAUAGUUCUCCAUCGUAUGUGAACUGAACCACUCACCUGGUGGUGUCUGAUGUUUCAGGAGAGUUCAGGUGCUACCGGGUUUCUACGGACACUCCCCUUCUAGCCGUUUCCGUGCAAACACGACGCUCUUCAGUCCACUUAGUAGGAAGGGUUCAUCUGCUUCUGUAAAUAGAGACCCGUCUGUCGGCGCUUUGCUUUCCUUAAGUCUGGCUGUUUUCAUCUCUGCGGUUCUGAAGAAGCUUCAUCAGAACCGCCUCAGAAUCUUUAUUGUACAAACGUGCAGAAAAUCCACUGCCAGCUUUUGUGUUGUUACAUUUGCACUUUUUUGUACCUUUCACACUCCGGGGGGGCUUGUUGUUUUACACUUUGCUAAAGCAAUAGAGCAGUGGUUCCCAAAAAGAUGUUGACCUUUAGUUGUGCAGAAGUCGGAGAGGAAGGUCAGGCGUCGGGCCCAUGUGUGAAAGGUCAGAAAGUGACCCAGAGGCCUUUAAGCUCAACUCAGAACCUGAACGCCGGUGAAAGCGGAGCAGCAGUGUGGCAGCUUUAACCAGUCACUCCAUAACCGUCAACUCCAUCCCACCUCUUCAUUAGAUGUUUUUUUAUUAUUGCUAAAGGGUUUUUCAUGACAAAGACUAACAAAUCUCUUUCUGUUCUUUGGAUUUCAGUCUUUUAUUCUUACCACUUGCUUAAAUAUAUGUAAAAAAUGGCAUGUUAUAUUAUUUAAUUGAUUAAAGUCUAACAGUUAUUUCCUAAAA
Molecule: messenger RNA, 2678 nt
Organism: Oryzias melastigma (Indian medaka)
Lineage: Eukaryota; Metazoa; Chordata; Actinopteri; Beloniformes; Adrianichthyidae
Gene: cept1b
Product: choline/ethanolamine phosphotransferase 1b
Exons: 10
Coding region: 214-1824 (536 amino acids)
Biological process (GO): phosphatidylethanolamine biosynthetic process
Cellular component (GO): Golgi apparatus; endoplasmic reticulum membrane
Molecular function (GO): diacylglycerol cholinephosphotransferase activity; ethanolaminephosphotransferase activity
Source: RefSeq, a predicted model, not a curated record